Messenger RNA from Sphaeroforma arctica JP610, 3690 nucleotides. RefSeq lists its product as hypothetical. Gene Ontology annotation, biological process: regulation of transcription by RNA polymerase II. Gene Ontology annotation, cellular component: nucleus. The record is from RefSeq and is a predicted model, not a curated record. The transcript has a single exon. Bases 289 to 3183 code for a protein of 964 amino acids. Lineage: Eukaryota; Ichthyosporea; Ichthyophonida.
GUGAAUCUGUCAUUGUAACAUUAUGUGGUCUUGUCCAAGAGCUGAGUCGGUAUUUCCCUUUUUGAAUGUGUAUAGUUGGCCACGCAGGCUUCGACAUGGCAUAGGUCUACAUGUGGACUGCUUCAAAAAGCGGAAAAUAUACUUGAAAAGACGCAGUCUCCGAAGUCUGAACAUCUUAAAGUCAAAUGUGCAAUUGACUCGGGACAAACACCUAUUAGGAACGAUAAAGGGAACAUCGAGGCUGAACAUUUCAAAAGAAUUGCCGAAAGUGAUGACAUCGAGACUGUUAUGUCGCGGAACUAUUCUCAAGUAGAUACUUUGCCUGGUGUUUCAACCGAAAAUAAACCCAGCUCAAAAGUCAGUAGCACAGACAGAUCACAUCCUUCUCAUACAAACACGCCGGCGAACACAUCCACCCAGAACACGAAGGGAGACAUGUCACAUUCUACUGCCAAUGGAAGUACUGAAAUUUCUGUCAGGACCAAUGCCUCGCAAGGAACGGAAUUGGCACCAACGAGCGAACAACUUGCUCAGCGUACUCGUCUGAUGGAAGCCGUGAUCAACGAACAAGCAGUACCUGACGAGCCUGAUGAAGACCAGUAUGCGUGCUUAUGGCUCGAUUGUGAUGAAGUUUUCGAUGAGUUGGGAUUGCUCAAGAGACACGUUGACCAACAUCGAGCGUACAGUUGCGGAUGGGACAAUUGCUCUGAACAACUGGCUACUCACGGCGAACUCUCAAUGCACAUGGCAGCACAUCACAGAUACGAUUGCAAGUGGGAGGGGUGUGGUCAAGUUUUUACAUCGAUGAAGAGAUUCAGAUCGCACCUAAGUGCACAUGACGGCAACACGUGUGCAUGGGAGAACUGUGGUGCAAAUUUGACCUCGAGAUCACAGCGAUUAGAACAUGCCAAAGCGCAUGAGAGCUAUGUGUGCUUUUGGGGGGGUUGUAAACAGUCACAUAAAUCCUUAAUCGACCUCAGAGUCCACCUGCAGUCGCAUGUGGAAUACUCGUGCGCCUGGGAAUCAUGUGGCGAGAACUUUGUCUCUCACAUCGCGUUUAGUAUGCAUAUGGACACGCAUCAGAGUGUACUAUACAGUCACAAGAACAAGAGAGGCGCAUUCAAAUGUGGCUGGGAAGACUGUCGAAAAGAGUGUAGGAGCCAGAGCAAAUCCAGUAGCGAAGCCUUCAUGGUUCAUGUAUUGAAUCAUACGGCAUAUCUGUGUGAAUGGGAAGGAUGUAAGCAGGUCAUCAAGACAGAAUCAGCCUUGAUAUCGCACUUGGCGGAGCACGCCAACGCAAUCCAAUGCGGAGACGACGGGGAAAAUACUGGCACAUCUUCAUCUACUAGUAGAAAAAUAUGCAAGUGGCUGGGGCCAUGCUCGAAGUAUUCAGGUGUUGCAUCGGAGUACCACACAAAUGUAGAGUCACAUCGUAUGUUGAUUUGUAGAUGGGAGAAUUGUGGCCGCAGGUUUUCAAGUCCAUCAGAGUUGAAGAAGCAUAUGUAUGAGCAUUGCACUCAGCUGGGCACCACUGCUUCAAGUCGACAGAGUACGAGCCCAUCGUACUCGCGCUAUGUGUGUUCGAUAGGUUCGUGCGGACAGAUAUUCACGUGUGAAGAGCACCUCAUGCAGCACAUGGUAGAACACAAGAAGUUUGUAUGUCCAUAUGAAGGAUGUAAAGAACGUUAUUUUUCAGAGGAUGCAGUGAAAAGUCAUGUUCGCUCCCACGAUAGAACAUCUGUUCCGAAAUAUACCUCAUAUCGAAAGUACAAGUGUACCCUAUCUGGUUGCCCAGAAAAGUUCGCUUUACGAGAAGCGCUGAAUGCCCACAUUUUGCACAAGCAUUCGGGAGGUGAAGCUCAGGGUGGCCACCUCUUUUGUAGAUGGGAAGAUUGUGCUGCGGUAUUUAGCAGCGAAGCCGAGUUGCAGGACCAUCAAAAGUCCCAUAGGAAGCGACGGAUCACAACACAGUCCUCUCGUGGAGGACAUGACACUGCCGAGCGAUCUUUCUCUGACGUUCCGGAAUCCAGAUUUUUUCCAGGAAAGUCAAGAUACUUGUCUGCGCAGUGCUCCAAUGAUGCAGCUAUAGCGAACUUCGGUUCCUAUGAUCAGCAGGGGGUAUCGGCGCUACAGAUUCGUCCGUUUUCCUCUAUGCCGCCGAUGACUUCAAGGUACCCAAAUGGUCCGUACGACAGCUUUAGUAGGAGCGCCCCUGCUACCACUCGCGGCAACUUGCAACGAGACCAUUCGUUUGAAGUGACAUCUCGUCAGAAUCAUGUAGCUUCCACAUGUGGCUGGAAUGGAUGCGCUCAAAGCUUUGACUCACUAGAGAACUAUCACAAACACACAGCGCGUAUGCAUGCCGGCAUCUACCUUUGCGCACGCAAUGGUUGUGGAGCGCAGCUCAGUGGUGCCGAGGCUUUCAGUCGACACGAAGCUUCACAUACGAGCAAGAAUGACGACGUGGGAGCGAUAGGAACAGCAAUUUUUUGGUCUUCUGGCGCCGAGAAUAGCGUCCCACAGAGAAGUCCCAAAACGGUAGCUUAUCAGCAACAAGGCAGCUCAAGCCAAUCACAGCCGAGUUCAGCAAAGCGUAUAAAUAUCAAAACCACCGCUCCCAGGGUUCGAAGAGGUUCCACUGCACAUAGCAGACAGUUACUGGGUAGCACUCGAAGCCACACUGGCUCAGUACAGGGUGCGCCGUACGAUGCACCAGCUCCCUGGCGCGACUCAAGGCGGCAGUUAGGCCAGGAAUGGUAUCCGCGCGAAUUAGGUUCUGCUAGACAAACGACGUCGUUUAUUGACUUCGAGAUCGCCAGGGCACCGGACCACGCAGAAAAUCCGCGAAAGUCAGUAGGUGAUGGCCCUCAGGCGCUAAUACCCCUCAAACGCGACGGACUCGGAACUCCAAAUACCACUGGAAUUGGUCAUCGUGUAGGAGAUCGUACGUCUUCGGAGCGGAGAUCGAGCUUUGCCUGUGCGGUGAAAGGAUGCCGUGAGACAUUUGGUACUGUUGCAGAGAUGAAUGCACACCUGCGUAGACAUGGACAUGUCGAGUGGCACAGGAGCUCCUCCACGCCAGUUUCUUCGGAUGCCUUUAGAUGCCACGUGUGCGCAAUGACUUUAAAUUCAAGCCGUGAACUUGAUCGACACAUGGAUAUGCACCGUCAAUGGGACAAUUAGACUGAAGUCAGAUUGUCACGGGGUACUAUUUUCAUGCUCGCCGAGGCCGGAAUGGUCUCAUGGCAUCUUUUCGACAUGUGCGUGAUAUCAGUUGAGUCUUCGCUGGCAUACGCAAUCUCCAGUCGUGAAAGUCGGUCUAGUCCAGAGGUAUAGUAUACCUAACACAGAACUAACACAUGGCCAUGGUGGGAGUAUGGUGAGUGUGCUAGUUCAAAUUAUUAAUAUCAAGUCGAAGUUGCUGAGUUCGAGAACUUAGAUACAGGGAGAAAAAGGGUCUCCGGCGUGGCAACGACUUUAAACGCCUGUUUAUACACUACUUCUAAAUCCUUGCCUGGUUGUAAGCAUUUGUUAGAUGUAGUGCUUUGUUUAUAGCUAUAUGCACUUAGUAAAAUUAGUGGUUCCAAACACGGGGAUAUAUCGCUUAAAGGUGUUCCUGAUGGUCGUCCAAGAUUAGUAAAAUUUAAUCACGUAAACUCAUACUCGCAUAGGAACAUAUCUACUUAUCUU